Molecule: messenger RNA, 5689 nt
Organism: Amoebophrya sp. A120
Lineage: Eukaryota; Dinophyceae; Syndiniales; Amoebophryaceae
Source: the annotation of a GenBank genome assembly
CUUUAACAAGUGACGAAUCUUUUCGGUUUUACUGCGUUCUCUCCGACAGUGCGGAUGAAGAUGCCUACAUCGGUGGUCACAAGGUCCAAACAAAUGUCGGUCUGGGCUUGCUUCUAGGAUGAUUGACGACGCAUCAUGUCUGCUUCGUUGCCUUCUUUCCAGCGGACGAGUACCCCGGUCCUGCAGCGCGUCAUCGGUCCUCUCGUGCGUCGAAAAUAAUGUACUACUUGAGUCGUACACAAAUGAAGAAACCAAUCUUCGGUAGUUCUUGUUGACUGUGCCUUGCAACUUUGAUUCUCGAUGUGGAGCAACGAACAGUCGAUAUUUUAAACCCCUGACCAUCGUUUUCUUCAUCGCAGCAGCAGACGGACACGCGGGGUCGGUUGCUUUCGUUUAUUUCCCCUGGCGAGUCGGUGAGUUAGUACUAUCGUGCUCGGCCAUUUGGAUUUUCGUGCGAGACUAAUGCAUCGUGCACUUCUCUUGGUUGAAAUGCAAGUGAAAGCAUCGGAGCCAUGUGUUAAGCUAGAACACUUUGAUGGACGUACAAAAGCCUUCUGCUUAUUUAACUCCAGUUUAAAAAUGGAUAGCUCAUCUGCUUGCGAUUUUCAAACACAAACAGCAGCGGAUUUUUCCCCCAAAUCUCAACGACUUUUGCUCCCCCAACUAACGAAACACAACCUAACGACGAAUCUGAGAAACCAACGGAAUCAAGCAUAAACCAAGUAAAGGGCUCUAAGGUGUGCGAAAUUUGUUGUUUUUCUCGAAAAUUAUACUUUACGCUUUAUUAAACAGUCAAGGUCAACAAGUUCAAGUUCAAGAAUAAACUCGACUGAGUACUUCUAGUACUUACAGCGAGAGACUACAACUCGGAAGAAAAAGCAAGCUGCUCGAAGUAAAAAUAUAAUUGGUUCCGACGACGUACAGGAACCGAGAAGAAAGGAACCGAGAAGCAGAUCUGCAGCACGCGACAGCAGAAGCAGAGUCAGUCCCGCGGUUUCACGACCCUGGACGAGAAGACGAAGACCACUAUGUCGGCCACGAAGAAUACCACGCCGCACAGCAUGGACACUCUGGGUAAGUCUUCCAUUUUGCUGGUUUUCGGUCGUCUUGUUUCUCGCCCCCGACCACCCCCAGGUCGGUGGAAACAGAGCAGCUUCAUAACUCUCCUCGUUUUGCUUUCGAGGUGGACCUUCGUCCAGGUCCACCCGAAUCAAAGAACUCGGUCGCGAUUAGCAAGACAAAUAAGUGGAUCGAUUCCGAAGACCCCACUUCGGCCGUAGAUCGGCACUAGCGUCGCAAAUUGGCCGACGGAUCAACCUGAAGAUCAAAGCACCAGUACGAUCGAAGGUUCCGGCAAUCUCUUCGCCAUAAAUUUGCGGCUCUGAUUUUAGCUCGUAAAAUAGCCUCAGACUACUCUCUCUGCCGCCCACCAAAUUUUGGGCGCGAUCACGAACAAGGGAAAGGGGAGAAGCAUCAGUAAGUAGCCCAAAUUUCGAGGCGGCAAAAAGUUGCAGAACGCCCACAAGCAUGCGAAGCCCAUGCCUUGUCUGUCAACUUUCGCCCCAGGUGCACCGGCUUCUCCACGGGAAACUAUCAGGGCUCGCAUGCUUUUCGCUUAACAAGUUCUAGAUUGCUAACUUUAAAACCCUUACACCGGAUAUCGUUAUGGCUUUAUAUUGGAAAGGCAAGAAAACAUAACGUACACACGACACGCACCGGAGUGCAUUACAAAGUGAGCACUACUCUGAUUCCUAGUGGUGUGCCGAUUCGUCUUUGCUUUUCUUUUGCGUCGCUUGUCUUUAGGGGCCGUUGGGGUACCUACGCUUGAAAGAAACUAAUCGACAAAAUCAGGCGGAGUCACAACCCCCGAAGAUGCCGGACCGACGACCACCAACGCCGACCUCUUGCCGUCCCCGCAGGGCAAGACGUGUGUAUGAAUUGCAAAAGUAGUAUCGCGCUUCUUCUAGUGAAAAUUGCAUUACAGAUUAGCUUGGCAUGAUGACAAAUUGAAUGCGUCGUAGUGAUGGCUAGUAGCAUUUUGGGGAGGAGAUUUUUCGUGAUCAUGCAUGACUGCGAUUAGUUUGAGAAGUACGGGUGCGAAGAUAUUACUUUUGCGCAGAAUACUAGUGUGCGCCGGACCCCUCUGCAGCCACGCUCCUAAAGAUCAAGUAUCAUAGAGAAAAGCACACCUAUGUUACCAGAAAAAGAGUGAAUUUGUAGUUGUGCUGAUGCUACUCUAAUGGCACAAAAAACUUGGGGAUCAUACUGGUCCGCAGGCAAUAUUCAUGCCUGUCAUGAUGUAGAAUGAGGUACCGCGCAGACAUGCAUUCGGAUUUGCGAUGCUGAACAGUAGACAUCACAAGCAGCUUACAUAGAAAAUUUGCAUUGCAAUUAUUUUUUGGCCUGGUAUGAGUGUGCUUUUCUGUCGUAAGAUAACAAGAACGGGCCGACGACGAUUGACAAACCCGUGCCGACGGGACCCGAGGUGAAGGGCUACUCGAAGCGCGCCGGCAAGCGGAAGCAGGUGGUCAUGCACCGCUACAAAAAGCUGGAGCUGCGCUACACCUGCCAGUUGCGGAUGAACAAGAAGACCAAGUUGGGCGCCGCCACGGCGGCCGCCGGGGCGCAGAUGUUCGGGGUUCCGUCGUUGGUGGGUAAUGGCGUGCAGGCUGUCCGUACUUCGCAGUCCACCUCGCAGAAUUUGCUGAAGCAGAAGGCGGCGCGCCUGGGCAAGGACGAGCCCGCGGGGGAUGGAAAGAACGCUGCCGCCGCUGCUGACUCGUCCGCGCCUGCUUCGUCCGACGCUGCGGAAGCGUCUGGCGAACAUGCUGGGGACUUUGCUGUCACGGCAGCUGGCGACCAGCGUUCUGACGCUACGGCCGGUCUGAGUGAGGCUGGUCCGCCUGGGGUGAUGAAAAAAACGGCGUUUCUGGCGAAGACGGGCACCGGUCGUGUGCAGCAGGAGAAAAAGGUCUGGCCGUGGAGUCGCGAGCGCUUGCCUGCGCGUACAUUUUUUCUUCGGCAAUUUUGCAGAAAAUUGGCUUCAAGUACUGGAUACAUUCGUAGUUAUUGCUAAUUCAUCUUUUUCGUUCGUUAUCGUUUGAAUUCUCCGCUCAUGUGGGGUGAGGCGAUGUGGCCCGUUGGUCAAAGACAGCUGAGGGCCUUGGACUACGAGGCCCAAGGUGUGUGGUGAUAUGAGCGCACUUUUUCCGAAUCAAAAUACAGGUUGCACCGACUCAGCCUGGGACGAUUUCAAGCGCUUUACUUGUGACAAGGUUGCGCGCACACUGGGCGACGCGAGGAAAGAAGCGGAGCGAGCCAGCGGAGCGAGGAAAGAAGCGGACGCGAUUGAACAACUUGUGUAUUUGCUUCUCAGUGGCAAUUUGUUUGAAACGCUAUUUCUCAUAGAUCAAAAUGCAAAAAUGAACAGGAUGAUAAGGAAAAGCCAAGAAGCCGAUCGAGCAAGGAAAAGGACCAAAAUACCACGAAAAGCAAGCAAAUUCUUGCCACGAUCGAAAGGAAAAGAAAAAAAAGACGAAGAGAAGAAGGAAAAGCAAGGAAAUUAGGUCUGAUUUCUUGUGAAUCCGCAUGAAAAACUGGCUUUCUUACUACUUUCAAGGAGCUGAGCCACGGCUACGGGCUUGUUAGGAAUGUGAAAAUAGCAUUAGAAACUGGAAAAACUAGAUUUGGAGUAAGGAAUUUGCAAUGCGAAUUUGAAGAAUUGAGGAUGUAGUUUUAGAUGGUGUUCACUUUUGAUUCGGUAUUGUUGCUUCUGAAAAAAUAACCUCUCCAUUUCGAAACUAGAUCCUUCAAACUGCGGGCCGGGAUCGCGCUUGCACCGACGCGCGAGAUUGAAGAGGCGCUCGCUGACGCGGAUGAAGUGGCGCAGGCCAACACCUCCAAGGCCAAAGCCACAUGGAUCAAGUCGACGUUUUCGGAGGCCGAGAAGUGGAAGUGGCACGCCGACGCCCUCCAGAUGCGUCGCGAGGAGUAUGCACUCGAUGCCGAGACAUUUCCUGGUGAAGGCACCCCGUGUAGUGGCUCCAAGCUCGGGAAAAAAUUCGAUCGACUGUUCGCCCUGUCGAAAAACGAAGGCGAGAAGUUCACUAAGGGAUGGCAUUGGGGGCUGAUUCGAGACGUCGAUUUCGCUGCGGCUUCCAUGGCAUGUGAAAUUGUCAACAGUCCGGACUGCCAACCCAAAACGACGGUCGAUCUUUCUGUCCAGAAAGACGCUCAAUCUUUCUGUGCCCAGAACCGUGGUUUCGGUCUUCGCGCAAGGCUUGGCGCAAAGAUGUCCCGCUGAAGAAACCGCAAGCGGUCUUGAUGGUUGAAAAAUAAGUAAUUACAACCAGCCUCAGCCUCCAGCGGCCCAGUCGGGGUCCAGAGCUGAGAAAGGAGGUUCAUUCCCUGCCCCGAAAAAUACACGCCACGCGAUGAAAGCAUUUGCCAGUAGUGCUUCGGAAUAUACGAUAAAAUAUGAUGAUGUGCGCGCGAUUAUACAUUCUAUUUCUAUCUUGGUUUGCCCUGAAGUGUGGCUCUUAUAUCGAAGCAGCCGUAGCGGUAGAAGUAGCUGCUGCGCACGCCAUGAAAAUUCUCCUUGUCCACUUGCGCUAAAGGGAAAGCGGCUGUUAUCGUUUUCACAAUCACAGAACCUGGAGUAAGAAGAAGCAGGGCUACACCAAUGUAGAUUUUCAUCUUCAUCGUUUUGUUUUGCGAACUAUGUAUUACGCAGCUAUCAAUUUUUUAUGACAAUUCCAUCUCCAAGGCCAAGAACUAUCUGUCAUUUUGUCUAGCGUAACACUUGUUUUCAGUUUGAGCAAUCUUCUUAUACAGUUGUUUUGUACCUGUUGUACACUUCCACCGCACCUUGCUUCUUCACCACCACCAACGAACAGCUACCUUACAUUAUUUCUUUCGUGAGCUACCUUACAUUAUUUCUGUUCGGGCACGUCCAGACGCGGCUUCACCUUUAGCGCAACUGAUGUACUAACGGAUUUUAGCCCUGUUAAACUACUUGACUAUAACCAAGCAUUUUUUAUCAUGAUAAAUAACGAACGACACAGGAACACCAGAACAGCUAAAAAGCGCAAGCGCUCUCAUAUCUGACGUUCCGAACUUCUAAUCUUGUCGUAUGCCUUUGUCUCACCUAAAAUAAACAAGAACGACUCGAAUGUGAGGACUAUUUCGUGGCGUUGCAGCAAAGUAGAGAGCCAUGGGACAGCACAGCUUCGAACCACAGGCGAAGGGAAGUAGUUAAGUCGGUUGUGGUGGGUUUAUUUCAUCAAUAUCUUCGUCUUCCUACUUUCCUGCCAACUGGAAUUCCGCACUUGUGAGCCGCGACGAGGUAACUCACCUUUGUCGUGUCUGUGCAAAAAUUGUCACGAAAGAUGAGAUUUUUCACGCCGCGAGCCAAUCUUCAAAGACCGAAGGAGGAAGGCCUCGGCCGAAGGGUUUUCGACUUGUUUGUGUCGAUGAAAUGAUAACGAGAAAUCGCUCGAUUUCUUGUUCCUCAGGGAUAAAUAACUUGGGUUUCGAAGAGAGUUUCGGGUGCAGGGCGCUUCUGCGUCUGUCAUUUUCGUCGAUUGUCUUGGCUUUUACUGUCACUUCUUACUUCGGCUUGUGAUCUCUGAUCGCCUCCACUACAGUUGUGCAACCUACUUCAGUUGUGCUGAAUAAGAUCCAUACGAGC